AUGAUUUUUUUCUGUUUAGUUUUACCAGGAUUAUAUGUUUUGACAUCUAAUCGUAAACGAAAAACAUAUGAAGAAAUUAUUGGUACUAUUAUUAAAUUAGCAGGUAGCCGACAAAAGGUUUUGGCAGUUCAUACAAUUGUAUCGGAUUACGAAGACUCAUGGUUACGUGCUGUUGAAAACGUGUUGCCGAAUGUGUCUCGUCUUGGAUGCUGGUUUCACUACACCCAAGCAUGUUAUCGAAACAUCAAAAAGUUAGGAUUAUCUGAUUUAUAUGAUGAUGAACCAGAUUUACGAUUACAUUUACGAAAGUUUCUGGCACUUGCCUUGCUUCCACAAGAUCAGAUUCGUCGAUGUUUCAAACAUUUAUGUAAAAAUAUUGAUCCACGAUUACAACCCUUCAUUCAAUAUUUCAAACAACAGUGGAUGUAUGAUAUGGGUCCACAUCUUUGGUGUGUGGCUGAUUCAGAAAUCAGAACGAAUAACAGCUCGGAAGGUAAGGAAGAAUUUUUUUUAAACACUGAAUAUUAUUGGUAAUCUGUAUUUCAUUUUCAGCAUAUAAUCGUCGAUUCAAGAGCAGAAUGUUAAAUAUACAUCCGAACAUAUGGAAGUUCAUUCACACGCUUAAAAAUGAAGAACAUCAUAUGAUUCAAAGAAAUCUCCAUCAAUUGAUAGGAGAUACAUGUGGUUUUGCAUCUUCGACACGCAAACGUGCUAAACAAGCAUUAAAAAAAACUUCUCAAAUCAAAAAGUUACAUCGAUUAUUUACUGAAGAAAAAAAAACACUGGAACAACUUAUUCUUGGUUUAUCAUUUCUGGUGGGUGAAGCCGUGGCGAAAAAGAAAAAAAAAAGAAACCAUCACAAGUAGUUGGAUUAGAUGAUUCGAAUAUUUAGCUUUCUUGAAUCUUUUUUUUAUGCGACUGCAAAGGAAGGUGAAUGUGCUUCGGUGAUUUUCUAUAUGGAAGAUUGGUGCUAUGUAAUCACUUAAAUUCUUUGAAAUAUUCAACUAAUUGAAAUUCACUUAUUUUUUCUUAUUUAUCAAACAUACAAAUGUUGUUUAUAUAUAUUUUUUUAGAUAAAAACAUUUUUGUUUUAUUGUUUUCUUAGUACUCUACAUGUUGAUUUAACGAAACUUUAUUUAUACUCUGGGAAUAUUCAAAAUUAUGCUUCAAUGGCGUUUUAUUUUCGGUCAAUUAAAUGAUAUUGGUAAGAAAAUAUACGUAUAUCUGUUUAUCUUCUUGACAAGCUGCAACCGAUUUUACAACUUUUUAUUUUCAUUUUGUUUAGAUGGAUUAAUUCGUAAAUGUUUAAAUAGU
Rotaria sp. Silwood1 is the source of this 1314-nucleotide messenger RNA. The record is from the annotation of a GenBank genome assembly. NCBI's taxonomy places the organism in Eukaryota, Metazoa, Rotifera, Eurotatoria, Philodinida, Philodinidae.